AUGUAAAGGAUACUUUAAAACAAUUUAUAGAAGCAAUCUAGAUUUUUAUUUUAAAACAAAGUAGCUUUUUAUUUUUCAAGCAACUAACUCCACUCUAAAGUUGGUCCUGCUAAAGAAUUAUAAAAUAGAGAGCUUUUAUUUUAGUGUACAAAUGAUAUUCUUACAAAGGAUACUUUCUACUAACAUUUAAUCUAACAAUAUAAUGCAUAAGGUGAUAAAUAAGUAAAUAAUUAAAAAUAAUUCAGCGCAUAUGCAGGAUUUGAUCCAACUGCUGAUUCCCUCCACAUGGGAAAUUUGAUUUCUAUUCUUACAAUGAUCCGCCUUAGUUUAUUAGGAAUAAAGCCAAUUCUUCUUGUAGGAGGAGCAACUGGUUUAAUUGGAGAUCCUUCUGGAAAAACAUAAGAGAGAAAUAUGCUUACAAAAGAAGAAGUUUUAAGUAAUGUAUAGGGCAUAGAAAAUACCUUAAGAAAAUGCACUAGCAACAUAUACAGUUUUCUUGAAAAAAAUAAACAAAAAUUAGAAAUAGAUUAUAUCCCUGCAAAAGAAGACUUAUAGAUAAUAAAUAACUACGAUUUCUAUAAAGAUAUGAACAUACUUGAUUUUAUUAGAGAUAUUGGAAAGCACUUUAGAAUGGGAAAUCUUUUGAAUAAGGAGACUAUAGCUAAUAGACUUAACACUGAAGAUGGACUUUCAUACACAGAAUUCACUUACACACUACUUUAAGGCUACGACUUUGAAAAAUUGUUUUUAGAUAAGAACUGUAUAAUUUAAGUUGGUGGUAGUGAUUAGUGGGGUAAUAUAACUAGUGGAAUCGAAUUGAUUAGAAGAAAGCAUAGAGCUGAAGUUUAUGGUAUUACUACAAAUUUAGUUUUAACUGCUUAAGGAAAGAAGUUUGGAAAAAGUGAAGGGAAUGCUCUCUGGUUAGAUCCUGCUAAAACUAAAUCUUAUGAUAUAUUUUAAUAUUUGAUAAAUGUACCAGAUUAGCUAUCUAUAAAUUAUUUGAAAAUGUUUAGUUUCUUACCUUUACACUAAAUAGAAGAGAUUGAGAAAAAGCAUAUGGAAGAUGCAGGAAAGAGAUUAGCCUAGAAUACAUUAGCAGAAUAGAUUAUCGGAAUGGUAUAAGGAGAUAGUUAAUCAGCAGAAUAAGGGGCAUAAACAACUGCUUAAAAAUUUUUCACAACAGAUUUUUCUAAAUUUAAUGAGAAAUCUGAGUCAGAGAUAAUAGAAUUCUUUAGCUCAUUUAAUGAAAAACAUACUGUUGAAAGAAAGGAUCUUUAAAAAUACAAAAAUUAUAUUGAUAUGAUAGGAGAUUUAAAGCUUUUAAAAAAUAAAGCUGAAAUUAAAAGAAAUAUUGAAAAUGGAGGUGCUUAUAUUAAUAAUAAGAGAAUAAGCUUAGUAGAUUCUGAUAACUUGCAAACCUUAUUAUCUGAAAAUCUGCUUGCUAACAGAUUUUUAGUUGCUAGGUUUGGAAAGAAAAAUUACUACUUAAUUGAAGUAAAAUGA
Messenger RNA from Tetrahymena thermophila SB210, 1503 nucleotides. Its product is annotated as tyrosyl-tRNA synthetase protein. Gene Ontology annotation, molecular function: tyrosine-tRNA ligase activity; ATP binding; RNA binding. The record is from RefSeq and is a predicted model, not a curated record. Gene Ontology annotation, biological process: tyrosyl-tRNA aminoacylation. NCBI's taxonomy places the organism in Eukaryota, Ciliophora, Oligohymenophorea, Hymenostomatida, Tetrahymenidae. The transcript is spliced from 6 exons. Gene Ontology annotation, cellular component: cytosol.